AUGAGGAUAAGAGAUAAAAUGAAGGGAAUGGUGGAUGAUCUGGUAGUUGAUAUCGUGGGUUUCUCUGGAGGGAUAUGGUUAUUAUGGAACUCUUCAUGCAAUACGGUCGAAGAGAAAGAUAGGUCAUUUCAACACUUGCAUGUAUCGGUGGAACAAGGGACUACGAAGUGGAUGUCCACAGCUGUCUAUGGCAACCCGGCUCUUAUCCAGCGUCGGGGGCUGUGGAACUCUCUUAGGGACAUCGCAGAGGAUAUAUCUGACCCUUGGCUAGUGGCGGGAGACUUCAACUCGAUCCUCUAUGCUUCUGAAAAAUCGGGUGGAGCCCCUUUUGACGCUAGCAGGGUUAGAGAUUUUCAAGAUUGUGUCCUCGAUGCAGGGCUGAUUGACCUGGGAUUCUCGGGGCCACCUUUUACGUGGUUCCAUGCGGGCAAAAAGGAGAGGAUUGAUCAAGGGAUGGUGAAUGCUGCUUGGCACUCCGCUUUCCCAGAGAGCUUGGUGCAACACCUCCCAAAAAUCAAGCCGGACCACCGACCUCUCUUAGUCCACAUGAACUCAUCCUACCAGCCUGCUGGGCCGAAACCGUUCUGCUUUCUAGCUGCCUAG
This is a messenger RNA of Linum trigynum, 603 nucleotides long. The record is from the annotation of a GenBank genome assembly. Lineage: Eukaryota; Viridiplantae; Streptophyta; Magnoliopsida; Malpighiales; Linaceae.